Molecule: messenger RNA, 6078 nt
Organism: Rana temporaria (common frog)
Lineage: Eukaryota; Metazoa; Chordata; Amphibia; Anura; Ranidae
Gene: THADA
Product: THADA armadillo repeat containing
Exons: 38
Coding region: 120-5888 (1922 amino acids)
Biological process (GO): tRNA methylation
Cellular component (GO): cytosol
Source: RefSeq, a predicted model, not a curated record
UGCUAAAGUAGGGGGGUUGUUGCAUUGACAUGUAGCUGGUUAUCUCCUGACUUCCUGCACAUGGUGAGCAGAGCUCGGGGGGAACUAUAGAGACAUAGACAGACAUACUGAACUUAAAGAUGGUCUUAAAGAAGAAAAAAGUGAUCAAAGUUGAUGUCCUGACGCUCCAUGGACUGAGCAUUGAUAAACUUAAAAAUUUUACAGAUGGCGAGGCAGAAGGUUUGCCUUCUCUUCUUCUUCGGUGCUUACAGUUACAAGACGGAGUUCAGCAAAUCCACUGCAUCAAAAAGGUGGUGCCUCUCUUAGAAGACCUGCCUAGCAGUUCCGCCGGUACGGAGGAGCUCUGCUGCUCUAUGAAGGUUCUGGCUGAAAUGUACUUUGCAGUUGACAACAAGAAUCCACUGAAAAAGGUCUUGGCAAGUGCAUUAAACAGCAUUCCUGAGCCAUGUAAAAAUGAUACGAUCUGUGCUUUGACUGCCUGCCUAAGGAAGGAUAUUGCAGUAGAAGAUACAGAAGACUUUAGGAGAGUGGUGGACAAUGUAGCAUCAUGUAUGGAGAACAAACUUGGUAGCAGCUGUGCCAUAAGCCUAUUACCACAAGCCCUUCAAUUCCUGGUAAAAGUUUUACGCUCAUUUCAAAGUCAAAACAAGAAGGUGCUGGGUGAUGGGCUUGCUCAGACGCAUCUCAUGCAUGAUAUGUUAACAACAAUCAAGUUGGCUAUGGUUCUACUACAGAAGUCCCCGGAGCCCGUCCAGGAGCCUCCGGGAUUGGACGCUCAGCCUCUGUUAUGGAAAGAGAUGUGUGACCUGCUGCGCUGCUUCACUAACAUAUUGCUGGAUGAUGACGUUUUGCAAAAUGUUCAGAGCACUUCAGGAAUGGCCGUCAUCCUUUACCUAAAGACCAUGGUUCGGAACAGUGAAAAGCUUGCCAAAGUUGUGAAUGACCUGGUCCUGCUGUCUGUGGAUUCAUCUGAUGCUCCGGAUUGGUUUAUCUGCUGCUGUGGCUCACUGUGUGAGGAUCUUCCAGACACGGUGCUGCUCUUCCUGUGCCAGGGGGCCCUGGCUAUGCUGGACUGGAGAAAUGGUGGCUUAGGCCCAGGAGGGGAAACGCUGCUUCUAAACCUGCUUAGAGUUCUGCUGUCUCUCAGUUCACGGCUGAGGGAGUCCAGCGCGGCCUUGUAUCUGUCCAGAAUCUUAGCCCUGUGGACAAGCUCAGCCCUGGAAUCUCUGCAUUCCUGCUCCAAGGAUCUGCAAGACUGUCUGAAUGGCAGCUCCAGCACCCUGUGCAGCCUUCUAGAAUAUGUGUACAUACACUGGGAACACCCUUUGGAUGCCGUCCGACAUCAAAGCAAGCAGAUCUUCAGGAACAUUCUCCAGAUCCACCACACAGCUGUGAUUGCGACGUCCAACAGAGAAGUAGACCUGUUUCUUUGUCAGCUUACUCAUAAAUUACUGAGUCUGGAGUGGCACUCGAAGGGGAAAUAUGGCUCUCUGGCCUGUCUGGUGGAAUGUGUUGGAACCGAGCAGAUCUUGUCUGUAGAUCAUAUGAUCCCAGAACAGAUCCUGGAUGUCAUGUGGGACCAAUCCUUUGCUCCGUAUGCUGCUAAUCUCUUGGAAGCCAUGUUUGUCAACCACAAAAUGCAACUCCUGGCCAGUAUAGAAAGCAGUUGGAUGGAGCGUUGGCAGAGUGUCUGGGUCUCCCCUCUUCUCAGACGCCUCUGUGAAGAACAUGUUACCCAGACUACGUACAUCAUUGAUUAUUAUUUGCCCAAGUUGCUCAAAUGUAACCCUGAGAGUUUAACCUACAUGAUCGACCAUCUACAGUCCUCUGCAGCCAUCAGCGUUGGAUCUGGCAGUAACCGAGGGGCUCUGGGAGCUCUUAUGGCGUGUCUGAGGACAGCCCGGGCACAUGGACAUCUUCGCUUUACAGAAAACUACGCCUGGAAUGGUCGGGUCUCCACUGGUUUGAUACAACAAGGCCUUGUCCAUAGGCAUGAUCAGAUCCGAAUGGACGCCCUUGGACUCCUCUGCGAGAGUCACUGGAGCACUGAAGUGGUCUCUGUGGAUGAAAUUAAUCUGGUUCGCUUUUUUCUCCGGUAUAACUUGAAUUGCCAGUCUCCAUCUGUGAGGCAGCAGAUGUGCUACCUAAUCAAGAAGCUCUUUUGCCGUGUGCAAGAAAGUUCACAGGUUCUAUAUAAACACCAGCAGAGUAUGAACUUCAAAGGACUCCAACAUGCAAAGAAUGAAGUGGAUCCCAGCACAGCACUAGAGCACUAUGCAGAAUUCCUGUCAUCUAUAACAAGUUAUCUUUUUGAGUCUCUUUUUCCUGGAUCAUCACAUCCUACGAGGUUUUCAGCCUUGACCAUUUUAGGAUCCCUUGCAGAGACAUUUCCUAAUGUUCAAGGCUGUUGUCAGAGCGUAUUUGAGUUCGCUCAGUCGGUCAGCGGUAACAAUGUGCACGCUCUCCUAGAGUGCUUCAGUAACACCUUUGAGGAAGUGAAACUCCUUGCCUUUGAACUUCUGAGAAAGCUGCCCCCAUCUGCUCUGGGCCUCCAGGACCCGGAGAAAUUGCUUGAUUUGUUCCAGGCAGCUAUAAAUUUGAGCACAAGUACGAAACACUUUGAUUGUGUAACUGCGUCCUACCUGAUGAAGUUCUUGCUGUACCAGGAGGGUUUGGAGGCCGCUCUGCGCGACUCGGCACGAGGUGCGCCAAAUGGACCAAUCUAUCAGACAUUUCAUAUUGAUGGCGCCAGUUUCCUGGAGAGGAACACAUUCGCUGUGGUCAGAGUGUUGAUGGACAUCCUUGAGCGUGAAAUUUUACAAGCGGAGAGUUCCUUGCUGGAGGCUGCAUCCUCGUUUCCUUUGUAUGGCCGGGUGCACUGUAUCAUCGGGGCGUUGGAGCAAUUGUCUGUGGGGAGUCUCCUGGCGGUUGAGGAUUGGAGAAAGUUGCUAUUUCAGCUGAUUACAUUGUCUUAUCGCCUUUCUGCCAUCGUCUCGCCUGUUGUGCACAGUUCUUCUCCAGAAGGUCUGAUGCCAAUGGAUACCGAAUCAGAAGCCGCGGCUCAGUUGCACAUGAUAAUGAGGGAGAUCAAACCACGGGACACAAAUGAUUACUUCACGCAGCCAAGAAUAUUACAGAAAGACUAUGACCUACAUUCCCAGGCCCUCCCCGAAGACCGCGUACCGUCCAAUACCCUCUGUGCAGAAAUGAAAGGAAAUGAAGGCACCUCCUGCAAUGUCACGGCGCAGAUGGUCCUCGUAUGCUGCUGGCGCAGUAUGAAGGAAGUCUCCUUAUUGCUGGGAUUCCUGUGUCAGAAUCUUCCACUGCAGACCCAGCUGGACAGUCCUCAGGGCCUUAUUACUAUGGACCAGAUUAAAGAGAUGGGGAAAUAUUUCAAGCACCACUUGCUGCAGUCCAGACACAGAGGGGCUUUUGAACUGGCUUAUGUUGGCUUUGUAAAGCUCACAGAUAUGCUGAUUGGAUGCAAGGAAGAGAGCCUGCGUGGCUUACCACGCCAAUGGUUAUGCAACGUCUUGGAGGAAAUUAAAUCUAGCGAUCCAUCUUCUAGGCUCUGUGCAACCAGGCGCAGUGCUGGAAUUCCAUUCUACAUACAGGCUCUCUUGGCAUCAGAACCCAAGAACAGUAAAGCAUGUCUCUUGAAGAUGACUAUGAAAGAAUUAAUAAACUUGGCUAUGCCUUCGGGUGACCUGUCUGGAAAUAACAGCACAAUCCCGCAGGUCCACGCUUUAAAUAUUUUAAGAGCUAUUUUCCGGGAUACUCGCCUUGGGGAAAAUGUCAUUCCUUAUGUAGGAGAAGGAACACAAGCUGCAAUCCUUGGAUUUACCUCUCCAAUCUGGGCCGUGAGAAAUUCCUCCACACUUCUCUUCAGCACACUGAUUACACGAAUAUUUGGAGUCAAAAGAGGAAAAGAUGAACGCUCCAAGAAAAACAGAAUGACUGGGAGAGAAUUCUUUUCAAGAUUUCCUGUUCUUUAUCCAUUUCUUCUGGAACAACUUGAAGCUGUUGCCAACACAGUUGACAGUCCCACAGGAGAGUCAAAGCUGCACCCUAGCCUGUACCUUCUGCUGCUUAUCCUGAGUAAGCUGUACCCGUCUCCCAUGGAUGGCACCUUCUCAGCCCUUAGCAUGGCACCUUUCAUCCCCUUCAUCAUGAGAUGUGCCAACUCGCCAGUUUACCGUUCGCGGGAGAUGGCAGCACGCGCCCUUGUUCCUUUUCUAAUGACAGACGAUAUUCCUUGUACUACGGUGGAAUUAAUAAGGAGCCUUCCUGAUACUGACAGCCAUCUUGCACAACAGAACCGCAUCCAUGGGGUACUCCUGCAGGUUUUUCACUUGCUCCAGUCGUUCUUCGAGGCAAAACACACAUCCAAUUCAGAGCGAAUUCAGCGGGAGGUGUGUGACCUCACCGACAGCUUGAAAGCCAAACUGUGGCUCGCCAAGAGGCAAAAUCCGUGUUUGGUAACCAGAGCGGCGUUUAUCGACAUCCUGACUACCAUCAGCAAUUAUCUCGGAAAAGGCGGGGUUCAAGGGGUAUCACAAGGAUCCAGUUUUUGGGCCGAUGUCCACAGCGUCAUGGAAGAUUGUGAAUUGUUGGAAGGCUCCCAGCACACAGCCUCUGUCCCUGGACUAGUUCUGUACAUGCAGAGCACUUCUAGACUGAUAUUAUCUAUGUUGAACCAGAUUGGAGGUUCAUGUGUUGGUCGGGGGGAUUCUACUGGGGACCUGAACCCUUCUUCCCUAUUGCAGAAGAUGCUGGUAUCAGAAUUGUAUGAAGUUCGCUUAUUGACACUAGAAUUUGUUCUGCGAUGCUUGAAGACCAGCAACGGGGAGACUAAAGGAUCACUGUUUUCUCCGGCUGUAGAGAAGACCCUGUUUGAAAUGAUGACCAAGGAAAAAAAUUUGGAGUGCCUGUGCCAGGUGAUGAGAAUCCUUCAUGAGAUGAAUGUUGAAAAGGUUCUUUUGAUGGCAAAACAGAAUUUUCAAACGGAGCCCAAAGACUUGCUAAGGAGGAUUAUAAAUCUUGUAUCCACUACAAGCCACAGUGUGGAAAUCCAGAGCUCAGCGUUAAAACUCUCCUCUCGAUUGGUCAUCAGUCUUGCUGGAAAGGACAAGGAGGCCACUGAGUCAGAGUUGAAGGAUUGGGUGACUCUCAUGGUUCACUGCUGUGGAGAUGAACUCCAGACUGAAGUGAAACUGGCAGCGGCUGAGAUCCUAGUCCAUAUCGCUCCACAUUUGCUGACAAAUCAUCUGCCAGUUCUGGGUAUAUCGGAUACUUUACAGCUAUGGAUGUGUGUGGUGCAGCUGCUGCAAAGUGAUGAUCCGGAUGUCAGAGAAGUGAUGGUGGACAUCAUCCGUGUUUAUCACACUCAGAAAAACAAACUUUCAGGAACAGGGUUUGCAUUCUCUACGGUCAAUUCUCCUAUGGCCUUGGACCUGACGUUGGGUGUCUUAUGUGAAGUUCUGCAACAGUGGGAUGAAGUCUCAGCCGGUGUGCCUGUCCUCCUCGAGUGGUUAUUAGGAGAAAAUGACCUUGGCGAUCUGGAAACUGUGAAUACGGUGGAGGACGACUACCUGUUUGAGAAAGGUGAAGCCAACUUCUGGGCUGAGAAACUUGUGUACAUCAGACUGCUGGCUAAACAUCUGGAGGAGCUGCUGAAAAGAGCUCACUUCAGCACAAUGCUGGAUCCAAAGCUUCUUCAUUUAUCUCAAGCAGCUAAUGAGCGAUCAGAGAGCAUUCAAAGCCUUUUCAACGACUUGCCCCCUACCCCGCAGUUCCUGAAGACCUCUGAAUAUAACAAAUUGCUGAUUCAUAAAGAGAGAACCUCUAGCUGUAUGGAUAUAUUGAAUGUGCUGCUAAACAAGGAGUGACUCAUGAAGACGGUUGAAGAGGUGGACAAACAGUGACUUUUGAGUCAAGCUGCCCUGCAGAGCAUUAUGGGACUCCCGUCACACCUGGGAUGUCUAGUUUACAUUGAUAUGUUUUUAAAAAUUUACUUUUUUUUAAACUUUUAUGUCUGUAAUUUUAGCAUCGUGAAAAAUAAAACAUAACUUUUUAAUU